AUGGUCCUCUUUACUUUCUUCAACAAUCUUCAGGCUGCUGCUGAUGCCAUUGAUAUAGACGCAGAUUCUAAUGCAGAGACAUUGUCGGCCCAAAACAUCCCUCCCAUCAAAAGCUCAGUACCCCCAUCAACGAACAUCGUUAAACCAAAGGUGGAGAGUUAUAUUAGAGCCGAAAAAGGACUUCAUAGGUCAAAGUUUUCUAAUGUUGCAAGCACAGCUACACCGGCGCCGAAACCGACAAUCAACUCACAGGGUGAAACCUCUACUUCCACCGCUAGCAUGCCAAGUUCACUGGCCAAAAGUCCAGGAAUACAGGCCACAACUACAGGAGCACAGACAAUUGAUUUGACUGAGAUCGACGACAGCCCUCAGAAACAGCAUAAACCUGGCCCUACCACUCACACCAACACGCACACCAACACACAUGCGCAUACGCAAACCAAUACUACAAAGAAUAAGAAUGCACAUUACCCGCAUCCUGUGUUUGGAGAUGACGGUGUUGAGAGUGGGGAAGGGCCGGCACCGAUACACAAGAGACUGAAUGUGGCGGAGGCAAACAAAAGUACCGGAAGUUAUAUGGGACAGACUGGUGUAACAGGUGCGCUGGACCCUAUGGGCGAAGAUGACAUAGAUGAAGACGAGCCAAUGAGAACGACGGGAAUUAACAAGGCACCAAUGGGAAUUAGCAACGAGUCGGUGAUCGAACGUUCGGAGGAUAGUGGCAGUGGGAGUGAGGGGGCGAGUGAUGAUGAAGAGGUUGACACAGGUAUGGCUGUGGAUGGGACAGAUAGCGAGAACGAAGCUCUCUUGGAUCAGACUGACAGGCAGCCCUCCCAGGGAAUAGAAAGGUAG
Molecule: messenger RNA, 852 nt
Organism: Sphaeroforma arctica JP610
Lineage: Eukaryota; Ichthyosporea; Ichthyophonida
Exons: 2
Coding region: 1-852 (283 amino acids)
Source: RefSeq, a predicted model, not a curated record